Molecule: messenger RNA, 6469 nt
Organism: Anopheles coluzzii
Lineage: Eukaryota; Metazoa; Arthropoda; Insecta; Diptera; Culicidae
Gene: Rfx
Product: DNA-binding protein RFX2
Exons: 7
Coding region: 1873-4191 (772 amino acids)
Biological process (GO): regulation of transcription by RNA polymerase II
Molecular function (GO): DNA-binding transcription factor activity, RNA polymerase II-specific; RNA polymerase II cis-regulatory region sequence-specific DNA binding
Source: RefSeq, a predicted model, not a curated record
AAUACCGUGCCAGAGCAGGAACGCAUGCACCAUGUGUACGGGGAAAAUGUUGUUGGCAACGUAGCGAGAGAGGGAUAAUCGAUUGAGUAACGGAGAGCGAACACAUCCACUGGCUGUGGAAGCUGCGUGAAGCGCGGAGGCGUGCGUGGGGCGGUGGCCUGAGAUCGGAAGGAGGGAGGGAGUUUGUGCCGGAAAAGUCCUGGCGUGUGCGGUGCACCAGGGGAUAGAUUUCGGUAUCGAAUUCAGUUCAUUCUACACCGUCGCGUCGUCGUGGACCCGUUGCUAAGCGUCUGCCGCUAUCGUCAGCGUGGAAACGUACGCCAGCGGGCGCAUUCCAGCAGCCACAGCAGCGGAUGCAGUGAUUCAAGCCAAACAGCUGCCACCGCCAGUGUGUUGAUUGUGUGAAUUCGGUGAAUCUUGUCUUGCCGGGAGUGUCUGCCGUCUUUCGGGGACGGAGGUAUUGUUUGUUGGCGACAGUUGUGUUUUCCUUUCAUUAAAAAAAAAACGAUUAGCUCGACUUGUUGGAGGAAUUUCAAAUGCAUGCCGAUUGUUAACACCAAAAUUUAUCGAUACAGUCCAGCUCUCCAGCAAAAUACGCACAGCAUAGAUCAAAAGAUAACAUUUCGAUAGAGUUUGCACCAAGUAGAUUUUAUGAACAAAUUUGUGAGUUAGAGUUACCCUGCAAGACGUGACGACGAACCAGUACACAUCGAGUCAGGAAAUUCACUUUCACUUUCACGGUUCCAACAAAUUCAAUGAACGACGUGGGGGGGACGGGUCAGGAUCAUCGCCAGAAUCGAGUUAUCAAUGAUAUGAUGGCUGAUAGAGUGCAAUAGAUAAAGUCUGCGCUAUCGUAAACAGAGCGAGUGAAUGUGAGGCCAGAUAAGAUAGAGCGAGAGAGCGAUACAUCGAGAGAAGCGAGAGAGAGAGAGAAAGAUCGCAGUGUGUGAGAAUGAGCUGGUCCUGAAGAUUCCAUCCCAUCGUAGCCGCACAGCGGUAUGCCCCAAAAGCGUGCCGAUUUCAUUCAGUAUCGAUUUUGUUCGAUUGCUCGUCCGAGAGACGCUGUGCAGCUCUACGCUUCCACUCCCAAUCUUCAAUCCAAUCGGCAUCCAUCCACACUCGCUGGCACUGGCCCACUCCUAUCGGUCCCCACCCCGCUGUGCAUACGAAAUCAGGCCACUUGGAAGGAUCGAACCCCGUCUUGAGUGGCUCGGGCAGCACAGCCGUAGUGAUGGUGAUGGUGUAACCUACAUUCGGCAGGAUCCCAUGGUAACUUCCUACGAGACGACGCCAGGCUUGAUCAGACGCCCAGAGUCCUUGCAGCUAGGAUUACGGAACCAUUCAGACAGGCUGCCGAGUGCAUCACUGCAAUCGCUUUAAGUCGGCGUCUGUACGGGGAAGGCAGGCGAGUAGCGUGAAACAUGGGGGCCCAUGGUCGUCCUUGAGACAAGUACCUUAUCACCAACCUGCUGACCCUUCCGCGUACUGUUGUGAUAUGUAAUUCAAUGAAUGAACUUUACGUUAACCGACGGCUAAUUCAGAAGUCAACCGGCUGUUGAUCGAUCAACGGUAGAUAGUUAAUCCGUUGGGUGGCUUAUUUCUCUCAUAGUUCAGUGUGUUGGUCUGUUGGCGUGUGUGAGUGUGUACAUUUGUGUCCAGUGCGUAUUUGAGAGAUUUCAAGAACUGUGAUUCAACGCUAUUGUAUGUUGAAACUAAGGUUUCGAAAGCAAACAAACGAUAGCAGCAUAAUACAACGAAAGCCAUAUACGGAUAUAAACCAAACAAGUUGAUUGUUUGCGGAAGUGUGUACUGCUUGGUAUCUUACGCAGCAAAACUAGGCUUGGAGUGUGCCGAUAAACCAAUUCCGACGCAAUGAUGUACAACAGGCGCUGCAACAAUAUGUCCUAUUGUGGGAAAUCCUACUCGCUGCACAACUCAUUUUCCUCACCCGAUAGCGUGCCCAACCAACACACCUACGUGCAGUAUGUCGACUCGGACAUGUACAACACUUCCGGCCAGGGACAGACGCAAAUGACCUAUCCCGUGUACACCGUUGGGGAUUACGGCACAAAUGGGCAGCAGCAGCAACAGCAGUACUACACCACGGGUGGAGCCUACGGUACGGCGGGUGCUGGCACGGGAAGCACUCACACCGACACUACCGGCAACGGCACCAGCAACGGUACCGGCACCACCGGAACUGGCCCGAACGGCGUCAAUGGCAGCGUAUCGUCCGGCAACGGCGGUUCCGCUGCCGGCAACGCUAAUCAGCAGCAGUACAUUGUGCCCGUGGAUGAGUCGGUCCUGCUCGGCAGUGCCGGCAGCGGGAACACUUCCGGUGCGCAGCAGCAGCAGUCCGAUUCGUCGCCACAAAACAUGACGGACGUAGCGUCCUACUUGCACGCGCACCAAACGGCUUCCGUUGGUCAGGAGCUCGACUCCGCGCCCAAUAUGACCCACGCGGCCCGCGUUCUGCCCGCCACGGUGAGCUGGCUGAUGGAGAACUACGAAACGGCGGACGGUGUCAGCUUGCCGCGAUCGACACUGUACAACCACUACAUGUGGCACUGCAACGAGAACAAGCUGGACGCGGUGAAUGCGGCCAGCUUCGGCAAGCUGAUCCGUUCGGUGUUUAGCGGGCUGCGGACGCGCCGGCUGGGUACGCGGGGCAACAGCAAGUACCACUACUACGGCAUUCGCAUCAAACCGACGUCCCCGCUGGUGCAUGCGAUCGAGUGUAAGCCUCAGCACGGUUCGGGCGGUGUUGGCGGGCUCGGCGGGAUGGUUGGUCACCAUCAGCAGCUGGGUGGAAGCAACGGGCUCGGUGGCGGAAAUGGAACGGGCGGCAACAAUGGGAUGCAUGGCCACGCCGGAGGCGGCAAUCACGCGAACGGACUGCAUGGCAGCAAUGGCAGUUCCAUGGCGCACGGCGGUGGUGGUGGUGGUGGUGGCGGCGGCGGUGGCCAUUUACAGCAAGGUGUGGUUGGGGGUGCAAAUGGAGGCGGUGGAAGUGGAGGCGGCCAUGGUAUGGCGAUGCACCAUGGUCGUGGUAAGAAGAACAGCUUCAAGGCGGAAAUGCCCGAGUCCUGUGCGCAGUAUCUGGGCGAUCCGAACGGUGCCAUACCGCAGUUUCCGAUCAUAGACAUGAUUCACCCCCUGCCGGACGAUAUCACAAUGGAGGACGUGGACACGCUGCGCUCGAUCUACCGCGAGCACUGCGAGGCGUUCCUGGAUGCUAUCCUGAACCUGGACUUCAACAUGAUCGAAUCGCUGUGGCGCGAGUUUUGGCGCGCCGAGAACAACAACAACAACGGGGACGAGUGCGAGGAGGAAAAGUAUCUCAGCAAGCAGAAGCUGUACCUGCUGACGCAGUGCGAACCGGUGCAGGAGUUUGUCAAGCACGUCGACCUCCAGUUCUACCAGAGCAUGGUGGACGUGCUGAUCCCGGACGUGCUGCGACCGAUACCGACCGGGCUGACUCAGGCGAUUCGCAACUUUGCGAAGAACCUCGAGAACUGGCUAACGUCGGCGAUGGGCGGCUGCCCGGAGCCGAUCGUCGCGAUAAAGCUGUCGGCGGUGGCCGCCUUUGGGCAGACGCUGCGCCGCUACACCUCGCUCAACCAUCUGGCGCAGGCGGCCCGGGCCGUGCUGCAGAACGGCACGCAGAUCGCCCAGAUGCUGAGCGAUCUGAACCGGGUCGACUUCCGCAACGUGCAGGAGCAAGCCUCCUGGAUCUGCCAGUGCGAUACGGCGGUGGUGCAGCGGCUCGAAAACGACUUCAAGGCCGCCCUGCAGCAGCAGAACACGCUCGAGCAGUGGGCGGGCUGGCUGCAGAACGUGGUCGAUGACGCGCUGCAGGAAUACCGGGGCAAGCCGAGCUUCGUGCAUGCCGCCAGACAGUUUCUGCUCAAGUGGAGCUUCUACAGCUCGAUGGUGAUCCGCGAUCUGACACUACGGUCGGCCGGCAGCUUCGGCAGCUUUCACCUCAUACGGCUGCUGUACGACGAGUACAUGUUCUUCAUCAUCGAGCAUAAGGUGGCAAAGGCGACCAACACUACGCCGAUUGCGGUUAUGGGAGAGAAAAUCAACUCGCGUCCCGUACAAGACGAUCUGGACCGGAUGCUCUACACCAGCGAGUACGGCAUGGUCAACGUGAAGCUGGAGCCGAGCGCGAAACGGAUGCGCAGUUAGUCAAUUAAACGCGAAACCAUGUCCACCGUCAGCGGUGGCACUGGCUGAAGUAGUGCGGCCCCGGCCGGAGGAUGGUGCCGAUUUGAAGCAUUCCCGUUUUGUGUAGCGUCGCUGUAGCCAGCUUUGCACUGUGUUUGUGCUGUAGUGCAUUUAGUGCGGCGUGUCGUUCGCACCUAGGCAACACUUCCGGAUGUACAACAGCAGCGGCAUACCUUUCUACGCACGCCAUACGGUUUCACGCGACCGCGCAGACAGUCGCGAAGCGCCUACGACCUUUGUAUAGAGGACCGUUUACCGAGAUUUGUUUGUAAGCCAUUCCUAACAUCCCUUGUAUGUUUAAUUUAGCCGUUCAGAGGGGGGAGGGCGUGACCACAGCUAUGGGCGCCAGUUGACGGUUCGGCUCGAUCGUCAGUUUGGGUCCGUAGAUCGUGAUCGAAAACGGCAUUAAAAAACUAGCGGGUUUCACUUAUUCCGAUAAAGAUAGAAAUUAUUUAUUAUUUAUUUUGACCGCCCUCCGGUAAUCCCUUCCACGCGGAAGUGGGCCCAACUGGAGGGUACGACUCUAGAAGAAAGCAGAGAGAGCGAGAGCAGGGCUUUGCGUUCCGUUACGGUUUAUUUUCUUUUCGCCUCACACCUUUCUCAAGCACAAAUGUAGGGAAAGAUACAGAACUAAUAGUAGCGCAGGGGGUGCGUGAGUGCGUGGGGCAGGGGGGGUCAUAUUUAUAUAAGUGCACGCGCAUCGUACCGAAAUGUACCGAAAUGAAACGAGCUAUAGAGACACGUAUCUGCCCGAACUGGGCUGGUGAGAAAUGGAAUUGAAUGUAAGUUAGUUCUACUUGUUACUACUAUACAUAGCGUGUGUGCGUGUUAUUUUCUGCCAUACCACUCGUGACGAUGGUUUAUUCAUCGCUUCCGGGAAAGUGGAGGAGAGGAGGUGGGUGGGAAUAUUGUUGGACCGUUUUUUUUUAACAAAAGCCACGACAACAAACAAAGUAAACUGACAAAAGAAAUGGGUUUUCAGAUCGCGAAAGAGAAUAUAGAUGUAUAUUUAUUGGCCAACCAACCGUCCGGGAAGGUUUGGUGGUUUUGCUGCUUCUGGGUCCCAAUUUUUAGUCUUAGAAGUAACCAAGAAGAAAAGGUAGAUCAAAGCUUAACUAUGCAACUAUAGUUUGUAAAGCGAUGAAGGGACGGACGCGAUUCAACCUGUUCGAUGGAUUAUAUUAAAUAUGUAUGUGCCUGUCUCGUGAUCAUCAGCAGAGAGAACAAAGCGAAACCCCGUAACGAAAAGAAAAACCAGAUAAAUUGUAGAGUAAUGUUGCAAAACUCCAAAUCAUUUAUAAAGGGAACAGGUGGAGAAAGAUAUCCUCCUUAUGGGCGUAAAUGACGGCGCAGAAUAAAUUACACCGUUUGCCGCAAAUACUGAGGAAAGGAUAAAUUUUAAAACCAUUCAAAAUCGAAAAAGGCGUUACCGUUUUUCCAUUAACAUAGACGUACGAUGUGUGUGUGUUCGUGUGUGCGAUGAUCUCGGCUUACAAAUCAAACAGACCGCACGCGCAUGCCAAGGGAGGGAAGGGAAGUAUUUCGUUUUAACGAAUGUCGCAUUCUGGGUCGUCCGCAUCCUGCGCCCUGCCCUGGAGCACGCGCACCGGAAUCGAUACCAUCUAGUCGCGAAUGUCAACCAAAUACGAAUGAUUAAAACAACUGAGCUGCUGGUACACGCUUGCGCUGAGUCAUAGGUGUGUAAGUGUAAUUUACCAAAAAUAAAUCUGAAAUGGUUUAACCUCUGGCUUAAGAAAAACGUAUAACAUGGGCAGAGUGGGGACUUAGUUUGGUGGUAAAAUAUUUACGAAUUCAAAGGGACAACAACGGCCGUUUCAUGUCCGAAGUGUAGGGGAGAAGACAUGCACUGUGCAAUUUUUGUUUUGCAAUUAACCGGCGAGUGCACGGAGCAAAUAACAAAAGCAUAAAGAAUGGAAAAAGUCAAAAUUUACAACAAAAAAAGAUAGAUAUAAAAACAGAAACAGAACUGGACCGCUUAUCCGAUCGUUGUCUCCGCUCAGGUGCAACCUUCGGGUGCACGUGGGGGAUGACUUUCGUGUUGGGAGAGCGAAAUAACGAUUGUAAAUUUUUUAAAUCAUUUCAAACAAACAAACAAACUGGAACAAAACAAAAGAAAAAACACAAACAAACAGAUGUGUAUUGCCGCUGAGGAUGCCGAAUGAUGAUUCCUUUGAAACUAUUUGAGUGAAAUAAAUAAAUAAUUACCAAGAUGUGUAAA